AUGAAGUCUAUUAAUAGAGUCUUUAAAAAGUAUUUAGAUCAGAAUACUUUAUUAAAAAAAUUAGGUAAAAUAAUUGAACAAGAAUUAGAAAAUAAAUUACAAUAUACUAGGAUCAAGGAUUAUUAUAAAUUAAAUUUAUUAUCUGACCUUUCAUUAACUUAUUCUAUAAUUUUUAAAGAUAUAAUUCUAAUUUUUAAUGUUUAUACAGAAACUGUUAGAGAAAUUGUCAAUAAAAAGAUCCAAUUUGGUACUACAAUGUCAGUAGCAAAAAAUGGUAUACAAAUUGCAGUGUUAGCUAAAUUAAUUGAAAUUCUUAUACAAUUUAUUAUGAAGUAUCAGAACAAUACUGGUUUGGAUAUAAAAGAAAUACAUCAUGAAAUUAGGAAAAAAUUGCAAAAUCAUGAACGAAAUGUACAUAAAAAUAAUAAACUUAUUCCAUACCGUCAUAUACUUCAUCAACCUUCUAAUGAAACAAUGUCAUUUUAUCGAGACGCAAUAAUAAUUCGUUUAAAAAAUAGUCUUGGAUUUAACAGACAUUCAGUUGGAAAAAAACAUAUAACAAUUGACGCAUUUCCAGAGAAUAAAAUAUUUAAAUAUGACCAAAUAAUAUUUCGUGAAAAUAUUAAUACUUCAACUCGAGGGUAUAUAUUAUUUGAGAAUAAUGAUGGUCAAUAUAAAGCAAUAUUUAAUUGGAAACAAAAAGAAUUAAAAGAAAAUACAAGAAAUUUUUUGUCUGGAAUUUUGACAAUUAACUUUAUUGCUGACUCUGGUGAAUUCAUAAAUGAUCAAGAAAAUUAUGUAGUGCCACUUCAACCACUUCAACCGCCAUCAUCUAAUGAUGAUCAUAUUUUACAUAUAAUAUAUUCCAAUCCACCUUAUAACGCAUCUAACAAUAAACUUUCAUCAAAUAAUAAAUCAACAACCUUUACCAAACCACAAUAUAGAUAUAUUUUACCACAUUCCCUUUUAUCAAAUACAAAUAAUUCUUAA
Molecule: messenger RNA, 990 nt
Organism: Rhizophagus irregularis DAOM 181602=DAOM 197198
Lineage: Eukaryota; Fungi; Glomeromycota; Glomeromycetes; Glomerales; Glomeraceae
Source: RefSeq, a predicted model, not a curated record